Messenger RNA from Sinocyclocheilus grahami, 1680 nucleotides. Its product is annotated as atherin-like. The transcript has 5 exons. Gene Ontology annotation, molecular function: DNA binding. NCBI's taxonomy places the organism in Eukaryota, Metazoa, Chordata, Actinopteri, Cypriniformes, Cyprinidae. The record is from RefSeq and is a predicted model, not a curated record. The coding region runs from base 64 to 1680 and encodes 538 amino acids.
GCGGAUCACUUCGGAGACGAGAGGGAGGCGCUCGGCCGAAGCCAACGGAACCAGUGCUGAAACAUGUCGGAGCCGAAAUACCGAGAAUGGAUCCUGGAAACCAUCGACUCCCUGCGCUCGAGAAAAGCCCGACCGGACCUGGAAAGAAUCUGCCGAAUGGUCCGAAGAAGACACGGCUCAGACCCGGACAAAACCAGGGCUGAAUUAGAAAAACUGAUCCAAGAGCAAACUGUGCUGAAAGUUAGCUACAAGGGGUCCAUUUCCUACAGGAACGCUGCUAAAGUGCAAAGGAAAUGCCGAAAGAGAACGGAGCAAGCCGGUGAGCACGGCAAACACGCCAGUUGCAAUAACAACGGCGACAGCGCGCUCAGCCUCACGGACCAAGAAGAGUGCGAGGAUAAGGAGCCCGAGGAACGCGGGGCGAGCCCGUGUCCUGACCCCCUGCCUCAAACCUCGCCCUCCACUCUUGAAAAUGAAGAGCAGAUUUUACCACUACCUAGCGGAAACAGUUUUGUUAGUUGUGGCGCAACGGGCCACUCCGCCGGGAGCGUGAAAGCAAGUGCAUCGAGAGACAAGAGCGUAGUCGCUGAGGCGGGGGCAAGCGGCUCCUCUGCCCACUGCGAUGCUGCUUCAAGUGCAAACAGACGGGCUGAAGGAGACGUGACGCUCGGCCACGAGGGCAGCGAUGAUGAUGGUGAUGAGAAAGAAGAGAAAACUUGCUCAAGCGCCAGCAGUCCGCCUCCGAGAAACAAGCCCCUCGCGUCCGCCAAACCCAAACUCAAGGUGGGGGCGAAGGGCUCCGGGGCGCGUUGCUCGGACUCUCCGGAUGAGAGCAGCGCUGAUCUGGGCGACAGGCUGGUUGCUGCGGUCCGAAGUCUGUACGAGAGACACCGGGGCUCCGCUGCAACACGGGGCCACGCGCCGCCGGGGCUCAAAGAGAUCCUCGGCUACCUCAGCACGCAGCGAGGGAUGCCCGGGGAGAAGCUGACCCGCAACCGCGUUAAAGUGGUGCUGGAGCGCGAGAUCGAGAGGGGUCGUCUCCGCAGGACGCGCCUCGGCCACAUCACUCCUGCCGCGCGGGGGAUGGGGGCGGCCAAGCCGUCCGCGCGUCUCCUGAAGAGCGCACUGCAGGACAGACAUCUCGCGAAAAUGGAGGAGGUGAAGGAAGAAGAAAGGAUGGAGGUGGAGAGUGACGAGCAUGGCACAGAGGAAAACACAGUGGGCUCAGCUGAGGAUGUUCCCAACACCAUCACUGAUGGAGGUCCCGCAGGUGUCAAAACUUGCACUGACCUGACCUCACCUGACACCGAGGUCCAGAAUGAUAAUGGCACUGACUCACCACGGACCUCUGAGGGGAAAUCCCAGUCAUCUUCAUCUCUGGAGACCUCAAACCAGAGCUCCUUACAGCAGGAAGUAGACGUGGGAGGAAGUGAAGAGCAGACAAUGUCUGUGGAGCCUGAGGAUGCUGUAGCUGAGAAAAAUGCAGAUGCUCCUGAUCAGCUACAUCCUGGCAUUGAGGAUCAGGUGAUUGUGAUGCCAGAGACCGUAAAGGCUCCAUCAUCAAUACCUAUAAGAAACUUUUCAGGCUGUAAGUUGGAAGUGGGAGUGUCGUCAUGUCUGCUGACCCCCUCUGCCUCACCAGGAGCGGCUGAAGAGCGAGGGAUGAAUGAAGGAAUGUGA